AAAAGCCGUAGAAAAAUUUCUAUAUAAAAAAUGGAUUCCGAAUAUACACCGUAUAAUGAACGCCCUGAAACGUACAUAGUUCUGGCCCUAUUCUUCAUGACAUUUCUGGUUGCAGUUCUCGGAAAUGGAACGUUGUACUUUGUGUUUCUAAGGCACAAAUUUAUGCGAAGUGUACCAAACACAUAUAUUUUUUCGUUAUCAUUGGCGGAGUUAUUGCUAAUUUUAACUUGUGUCCCACAUAUUUCGAGUAUUUACACGGUAGAGAGUUGGCCGUGGGGGGUUAUUUUAUGUAAAACCUCUGAAGUAGUUAAAGGUAUUUCAACGGGCGUUUCCGUUUUUACACUCACUGCUUUAUCAAUUGAAAGAUAUCGUGCUGUUGUAAAUCCUUUAAGAAGAUUGCAGACGAAAUCCUUAACGGUGAUGAUUGUGGUGGUAAUAUGGCUUUUAGCUAUAAUUUUAUCAAUUCCCGAUGGCAUUUUUACCGAUAUUACUUCGUACACCGAAAACUCUUCGUCGAAUGUGAUCCACAUUUGCACCCCAUUUCCCGCAACGGUAACGACAACUUACAAAAAAUACAUAAUAGCAGGAAAAGCGUUUGUGUUUUGCAUCGUGCCGCUUUUUGUAAUCGCUUCCUUUUGUAUUUUGAUGACUAAAAAACUUCACGCCAGUGGUAACGAAAUCCCCGGCCAAUUACAGGGACAAAGUUUAUCCCAAAUACGAGUAAGAAGAAAUGUCGCCAGAAUGGUUUUAUGUUUUGUGUUUUUAUUUUUUAUAUGUUUUCUUCCACUCCACGUUUUUUUCUUAUGGUUUUUCUUUCAUUCAACGGCGGAAACUGAUUAUAACGAAUAUUGGCACAAAAUCAAAAUCGUUGGAUUUUGUUUGAGUUUUUCUAGUUCUUGUAUUAACUUAGUCGCUUUAUACUGCGUAAGUGGGAUUUACCGACAAUAUUUUAAACGCUGCUUAUUCUGUAAGGACCAAAGAAGACUACAAGGAAUGACACGUUCAUCGCGACUUGGUAAUUGCGAAACAAGUUUUAACUCAACUUGUACAAAAAACACCAUGCAGGAAACGACGGUCGAAUCUUUUUUUAUACUGCGUAAAAAGACGAUUUUGACGAACAAAAAAUGUUGUGAAGUAACGACUGUUCGCAUGAUUGCUAUUGGAAAAAAUAAGAUUGUACAGAAAGAAAUUGGAGUAAAUAAAUCGUAUGAUUGUUAA
Onthophagus taurus is the source of this 1218-nucleotide messenger RNA. Its product is annotated as neuropeptide CCHamide-2 receptor-like. Gene Ontology annotation, biological process: G protein-coupled receptor signaling pathway. Lineage: Eukaryota; Metazoa; Arthropoda; Insecta; Coleoptera; Scarabaeidae. The record is from RefSeq and is a predicted model, not a curated record. Gene Ontology annotation, cellular component: plasma membrane. Gene Ontology annotation, molecular function: neuropeptide receptor activity.